Molecule: messenger RNA, 729 nt
Organism: Drosophila erecta
Lineage: Eukaryota; Metazoa; Arthropoda; Insecta; Diptera; Drosophilidae
Gene: GstE7
Product: glutathione S-transferase 1
Exons: 1
Coding region: 27-695 (222 amino acids)
Biological process (GO): glutathione metabolic process
Molecular function (GO): glutathione transferase activity
Source: RefSeq, a predicted model, not a curated record
AAUGGAAGACACCUGCCAGCGACAAGAUGCCCAAGCUAAUCCUGUACGGCAUGGAGGCAAGUCCGCCAGUUCGAGCGGCCAAAUUGACCUUGGCUGCCCUGGGUGUUCCCUACGAAUUCGUGGUGGUAAACACUCUGGCCGAUGAGAACGUCUCUGAGGAGUUUCUGAAGAAGAACCCCCAGCACACGGUGCCCGUGUUGGAGGACGAUGGACAUUACAUCUGGGACUCACAUGCCAUCAUUGCCUAUCUGGUGUCCAAGUACGGCAGGACAGACAGUCUCUAUCCGAAAGAUCUCCUCCAGCGCGCUGUGGUGGAUCAGCGAUUGCACUUCGAGUCUGGGGUGAUAUUCGCCAACGCACUGAGGAGCAUUACGAAGCCACUUUUUGCUGGUCGGCAAUCGAUUCCCAAGGAGCGUUACGAUGCGAUUACAGAGGUCUAUGACUUCUUGGAGACCUUCCUUGCUGGAAAUGACUGCGUCGCCGGCAGCCAGCUUACGAUUGCGGACUUCAGUAUCAUCUCAACUGUGUCCUCGCUGGAGGCCUUUGUGCAGGUGGACGCGGGCAAAUACCCCCGGAUUGCUGCCUGGAUCAAGAGACUACAGCAGCUUACCUACUACGAGGAGGCCAAUGGCAAUGGAGCUCGUGCAUUUGGUUCCAUCAUCAGGCAGACUAACUUCACUUUCGCAUCAAAGUGAAUCAUAUUAUGCUGUUACUAAAAAAUCACUUUAU